AUGGACAGAAGUAGAGAUCAGCAAGGAAUUAGUUAUGAUGAUGAUGAAGAUGAGGACGAUGAUGAUCAGCUUGGUGAUCUAGAUAAUCAUCCAUCUCUUUUUCUUAAUUACAUAGAAGAUGAUCAUGAUCAUGGUCAUCAGAAACAGACUACUAAUUCUGAGAUGAUGAGGCCUCCAACUCUAAAUAUUUUCCCUUCUCAACCUAUGCAUGUGGAUCAUUCGUCAACUGUUAAGACAAAUGAUGGAUUAGUUUCUCCGGCAACAACUGCCCUAAAACACAAAACAGAUGCUUCAAGUGAACCACCAAAGCAGAGAGGAGCUGGAAAUCACAAAGGCCCAACUCGAAGAUCAGAAAGGGAAACACUAGAACCCAAGGUACUGAGAAGACUUGCUCAAAAUAGAGAAGCAGCCAGGAAAAGCAGGCUUAGGAAAAAGGCUUACGUUCACCAGCUGGAAUCAAGUAGAAUUAGGCUUAAUCAACUUGAACAAGAACUACAAAGGGCAAGAAAUCAAGGUUUUUUUGUGGGUGGUGAACAAUUACAAGGUAUUUCUGUUGUCAACAACAUAAGCCCAGAUGGUGCAAUAUUUGACAUGGAAUAUGGGAGGUGGCUGGAUGAGCAACAGCGCAUGGCUAACGAAGUGAGGACGGCGGUGCAAGAGAAUUUAGGAGAAAACGAGCUUCGAGUGAUGCUCGAUAACUGCCUGGCUCGGUUCCAGGAAAUGCUCAAUCUCAAGGCCAUGGUCAUUAAGUCGGAUGUCUUUCAUAUCUUUUCUGGCAUGUGGAAAACUCCCGCUGAAAGAUGCUUCAUGUGGAUUGGAGGAUUCCGCCCUUCGGACAUCCUUAAGGUCAUUUUAAAUAACGUGGAGCCUUUAUCGGAGCAACAAAUUUUGGUGAUAUGUGAGUUACAACAAUCGACACAACAAGCUGAGGCAGGUCUCUCGCAUGGGCUGGACAUGAUGAAUCGAUCGGUCUCGGAUGCAAUUGGAUUCGACUAUCCUCAGAACAUGGCCAUGGCCAUCAACAAGUUGUCCACACUAGAAGGCUUCAUUAGACAGGCAGAAUCCUUGAGGCACGAUACAGUUCAUCGACUAUACCAAUAUCUGACUACUCAACAGGCAGCAAGAUAUUUUCUUGCGAUCACCGAAUACUUCCAUCGACUCCGUGCUCUUAGCUCUCUUUGGAUGGGACGUCCGCGCCAAGAUAAUUAAUC
Molecule: messenger RNA, 1211 nt
Organism: Impatiens glandulifera
Lineage: Eukaryota; Viridiplantae; Streptophyta; Magnoliopsida; Ericales; Balsaminaceae
Product: bZIP transcription factor TGA10-like
Exons: 10
Coding region: 1-1209 (402 amino acids)
Biological process (GO): DNA-templated transcription; regulation of DNA-templated transcription
Molecular function (GO): sequence-specific DNA binding; DNA-binding transcription factor activity
Source: RefSeq, a predicted model, not a curated record